UGAAGCAUCAACGUUGAAUAGGUUUUGGACAGCAACCUUUUCUUAUCAUUAGUUGAUUGGCUUUUUCUCAACAAAUAUCCAUAGGCAAACGGAGAAAAAGCUGCAUUUAAGGUAUGAUUUUUCUUUGUGAAAGGGACAAGAGGCUGGUAGGCUAUCAUAUAUCCAAACUAGGCACUAGUCUAUACUGAUUUUUUAAAAUAUUUUUUUAUUAUUAUUACCGGUAAAAAUUGAAAACGUGCUAGUAAAGGUAACGGCUGGGGAGUCUUUUAACUGGAAUUCCUAUUUUGGAGAAGGAAAGCGGGAAAGGUGUUGAAAUUAAACACUGACCAGGCAAUAUCAGCAUGGAAGAAAACGAUCAUCGAAACGGAGAGCGUCAAAAUUCGGGUGAAGAGUCCAACCAAGCUAUUCUCCCUCUACAAGCACCUGGAAACCAACAACCUCAUAGAAUCACCAACUUUUACAUUGACAAUAUUUUACGACCAGACUUUGGACGCCGAAAGAAAUUUACUUUUCACAAUGGUGUGAAUAAUGCCGAUGGGGGAGAUAAUAUUUCUCGCGUUGCCCCAAAAACUGUACAGAUAGGUCGGACUGUUGCAGGGGAUGGAUCUUCAGAUUCCCGUCCAGACGGGGAGCCCAAAAAAGCCGAAAUUGUUGCUGAUGCGCCUCUGAAGCCCCGAGGGGAAACUGGAGACCAGUGCCUAAGCUCGGACUCGGAUAGUUCACAAGCCAGUUCUGCACCUUCGUCAAAGCCUAUGCUUUGGCCUGCCUGGGUGUAUUGUACACGAUAUUCGGACCGACCAUCAGCAGGGCCAAGAUCUCGUAAACCAAAGAAGACAACCCCACCUAGCAAGGAUGACAAGCGUCCGAGAACAGCCUUCACUGCUGAACAGCUCCAGAGACUAAAAACGGAGUUUCAGACCAACCGCUACCUGACCGAACAGAGACGACAAAGUCUGGCGCAAGAACUCGGACUCAACGAAUCUCAAAUAAAAAUCUGGUUUCAAAAUAAAAGAGCCAAAAUAAAGAAGGCCACCGGAAAUAAAAACUCUUUGGCCUUGCACCUGAUGGCACAAGGACUGUACAAUCACGCCGCAACGUCUAAGGACGACAGAUCUGACAGCGAUUGAUGCUAUGAAAAUAUGAUGCAAUAAGUAAGGGCCAGUGUACUAGAAUACCAGCAUAAAAAACGUGAAUGGAAGACGGUAUGCUAUAUGUUUCUGUUUUUUUUUGCCUCUUGAGCGCUUGAUUUUUAGGCUUAGACCUAUUUGACUUUUGAACUCAUUGACCAUAUGAAAACUGUGCUGAAGUCCAAAGAUUUUUUUCUGCUGCAUUUUCGAGACUGUGAAUUUAGCCUACUUUGUGUUAUCUAUGUUUUACUAUAAUUUCUAUACUUCAAUUCUAUGAUUUUCUUAUAGCAUAUUGUUUUGGUGCUCUUGUAGAAAAUAUUGCAUUAUCUGUUUUGUAUGAAGAGACAGCCUUCAAGCCUUGAUUUGUCAUGGAGGCACAUUCGCGUUUAUAUAUAGCCAGCGUCUAAAAACAAUGCAUUUAUGUAUGUGAACUUUAUGUAUACACAUCGUGAAAGUAGGGAAUAGUAAUAAUUCAGUCAGUGAUGAAUGAGAAAAACUAAAGACCAUAAAUAACCUUCAACUGACAUUUAGGUAAAGUGAUGGGGCAUUUCUUUUGCAUAAAAACCUGUGCAAAUUGGGGUUACUCACGUAAGCCUUAACGUGAACAACAUAGUGACUCUUUGACGAUCCAAUCCGUCUCUACAAGAACUAUUCGGUACAAUGCAGUUGCCCUUUGUUGAAACUAGUCGGGUUCGAAUCUGCUCUCGUCUCGUCUCGCCGUACAAAAAAAAGUAUACACUCACCGCGAGACUUUGUUUCCAUUUCAUCUCCGA
This is a messenger RNA of Osmerus eperlanus (European smelt), 1900 nucleotides long. RefSeq names its product homeobox protein engrailed-2b-like. Gene Ontology annotation, biological process: regulation of transcription by RNA polymerase II; multicellular organism development; neuron differentiation. Bases 342 to 1127 code for a protein of 261 amino acids. Gene Ontology annotation, cellular component: nucleus. NCBI's taxonomy places the organism in Eukaryota, Metazoa, Chordata, Actinopteri, Osmeriformes, Osmeridae. Gene Ontology annotation, molecular function: RNA polymerase II cis-regulatory region sequence-specific DNA binding; DNA-binding transcription factor activity, RNA polymerase II-specific. The record is from RefSeq and is a predicted model, not a curated record. The transcript has 2 exons.